This is a messenger RNA of Paramecium tetraurelia, 1617 nucleotides long. RefSeq lists its product as uncharacterized. Gene Ontology annotation, biological process: positive regulation of transcription by RNA polymerase II. The record is from RefSeq and is a predicted model, not a curated record. The transcript is spliced from 6 exons. Gene Ontology annotation, molecular function: transcription cis-regulatory region binding. NCBI's taxonomy places the organism in Eukaryota, Ciliophora, Oligohymenophorea, Peniculida, Parameciidae.
AUGGAUUAAUAAUUAACUAAAAAGUUAAAGAAGCAAUAGGUCUAGAAGAUUUAAUUUCAUCAAUUGCAUGAAUUUGCUGGGUUCUAGGUUGCCAAAGACAUUCAACCAUCAGAUUCAGAACCUCAAAGAAGAAAACCUUAGUAAUUGACUUCAUAUCAAGCGCAAAUUCGGCAACAAUCAUACAUGAAAUCCAAAUUUUAAUUGGUCUUACUUUAACAACCCAUCAAAGAAGUUAGGUGGGAUGAUGUGUAUUAAGUAAUUUACUCGACAACUCAAGAUAUUACUUGUCCUAUUUGUAUAAGCGAUCAUGACAUCAUAACUCCUUACAUCACACCAUGCGGACACAUAUAUUGUCUUCCAUGUUAUUAAAGACACAAACUUCAAUCAAAAUUUAAUUAAAAGUGCCCUCUGUGUGGAGAACUGGCAAUAUUGUCUGAAUUGAAAUCGGUGAAAAUUAUCAAGCACAAAAUUAAAAAUGUUGGAGACACUGUACUUUUAAAUCAAAUUUAAAGAUAUAAAAAUGAAACAGAAUUAUAUAUUAAUGGAAGAGAAUCAAUCGUCUAUGCAAGAACUUUAAUUGCCAAUGAAUCCUAUUUAUUGAAAAUUUUUGAAGAAGAAAUUUAAUAACUAUAACACUAUAUCGAGUUUUGUGAGACUGAAAUUUAGGAGCCAAUCCAAUAAUCUAUAUAAUUUCUUUUAGAAAGAUAAGAUAAAUUACCAAAAAGGAACCUUGAUAAUAAACCUGAAAUUGCACUUAAGUCAUUCUCUCAAAAAUAAAAUGAAGUUAUUUAUAGAUUUUUUUAAGAUUCAAAUGGGCUUUUAGGAUUUUUGCAUCCUUUAUGUCAUAAAUAUAUUGCUCUUUAAUUUGGAAAUGAUAAUAUUCCUCAUCAAAUUGAAUCAUUCUUAAUCUAAAAAGAUCAAUUUACUUAGAAUGGAAAAACUUAAACUAAAUAUAAAUUUCUUUCUCAUAUUCCACUGAAUACAGAAUUCUAUUUUUAUGAAAUUGAUUUAAAAUAGAUUUUAAAUCAAGAUAAUUUUAAGGAAUAUUCACGAGAAAUUUCAGAUCUAAGAGAGAGAUAGAGAAAAGAAAAAUUAAGACAAGAGGAAAGAUUUAAUCAAAUUCAAGCUUAAUAGAUUUAAAAAUAAUAUAUAAUUGAAAAUGGAGGUGAUUACAAUUAUUAAAAUUUAUAAGAGGAUGAAUUAGAAUUUGAUGAAUAAAAUUUUCCAGAGUUGCCAGGUGUUAAAAAUAUAAGUUAAUAAUAAAAUGAUGUACAAGAUGAUAAAACAGAAAUCGAUUAAUAAUAAUAAUAAUAAUAGUAAUAAUAAUAACAAUAAUAAUAAUAAUAAUAAUAACAAUAAUAAUAAUAAAAAUAAGAGAUUAAUCUAGAUUUAGAAUCUUAAUUUCCAAGUUUAAAUGAAGAAUGUUCGCAAAUUAAAAUUAAUCCAUUUUCAAAAACAUGGGGUUUAUAAUAACAAAAAACUGAACAAAAAGUUGAAAUCGAGUAACCGAUUAAGAAAGAGACCACAAAUCAAGAAGUAGUCAAACUAAGUGAUUUAGAUUUUCCUGUAUUUGUUAAAUAAAAAAAUAAAAAGAAGAAGCAAAAUUAAAGAGAUUGA